GGAAAAGGAAAAAACAAAGUGCCUAAGGAAUCUGCCUCCAAGAAGUCAGGAAAUAGAAUGGAUUCCGCGAACAGACGCUUAACCACUGAAGAAGAAGACUCCAUCAUAGUUUCAGCUCUCCAACACGUUAUCUCAGGUAGCAACAACACCAUGCCAAUCCUCCAGGAUUCGGCUUCCACUUGUCCCGUUUGUAAUAUGGAUUCUGUGGAUUGUCUCGGCUGCAACUACUUCGGGUUUAACCAAGAACAAGAAUCCGGUGGAGGAGUGGGAGAAGGUGCAAGAAAGAGUAAAAGAACGAAGAAGAACCAGUACAGAGGAGUUAGACAAAGGCCGUGGGGGAAAUGGGCGGCGGAGAUUCGGGAUCCAUGGAGAGCAACACGCGUGUGGUUGGGUACUUUCAACACGGCAGAGGAGGCAGCCGCGGCUUACGACACAGCUGCAAUCAGAUUCCGUGGACACAAAGCGAAAACUAACUUCCCAUUAUCCAACUAUACACCAAUGCGGAUUACAGAGAACAAAAAGAUGGAAGGAUAUAAGCCAGACCAUGGAGCAGAGAGCAGCAGCAGUAGGCUGGCAGAGGAAGAGAACAAUAACAAGCAAGUGAAUGAUGAUUCCUUCGAGCUCGAUGAGGAGGAUUAUCUUCUAGAUUAUACGUCGAUGGAUGAUUGAAUAUUUCUGGUCAAAUAUAGAGAUAGCGUUGAAUCCAGAUUGAAUAUUGUAUCCAUUGCUAGUGAUGAUUGUUUCUUUUGGGUGCUUACUGCAGUUGUAGAAAAUGGAAAAGAUAAAUAAGAAGAUCUCUCUACGUGGACUUCUGAGCAAGUAAACUCUCAGAGGAAAUCUCCAUUAAAAGGUUUCAGAUUUGAGUUCAUGGAUGGAGGGAGGGAGAGAUUGUGAGAAAGUAUGGAUGUUAUCUUUCACUGUGUUGUAUCAUUACAAGGGUCAGCAGUGUACCGUUGUUGUUUUGGUGUCGUCUUUCCUUAGUUCUCUAGGCGUUUUUCUUCUCAAUCGUGCAUACGCACUCGGAACUUUUCAUAGUUUUCGCAUAACCUUAUCUAAAUUUAUUUCCAAACAAAAAUAAA
This is a messenger RNA of Hevea brasiliensis (rubber tree), 1079 nucleotides long. Its product is annotated as ethylene-responsive transcription factor ERF109-like. Gene Ontology annotation, molecular function: DNA binding; DNA-binding transcription factor activity. The record is from RefSeq and is a predicted model, not a curated record. The coding region runs from base 58 to 669 and encodes 203 amino acids. The transcript has a single exon. NCBI's taxonomy places the organism in Eukaryota, Viridiplantae, Streptophyta, Magnoliopsida, Malpighiales, Euphorbiaceae. Gene Ontology annotation, biological process: regulation of DNA-templated transcription; ethylene-activated signaling pathway.